AUGGCACCCGAGAUAACGAGGCGUGCCUAUUCGACGGGCGACAAGACGUCUUUUGCCUGGCAGACGGCCCGCGAGCGCUGGCCAGUGAUCCUGACUCAAGCAAUCGAUGAUGUCUACCGUUCUGUACACGAGUGCGGCGACGACAAGGAAAAGGAGGCCGAGGGCAAGGCUAUCGUCGAGAAGAUUGCACGCCUCAAGUACGACGUGCAGCACGACCGGCAGCUCGAACCCAUUGACGACGACGGCGAGCCUGAUGUGGCUGCAUACAACGCUGAGCUUACCCAGCUGGGCCCCCUCUCGUGGCUCAGGGCACCGUGGCUGUUCGCCGAGUGCUAUCUGUUCCGGCGCAUGAGCACCUACUUCCGGCUCUCGACGCACUGGACGCGCUAUGAUCCCUUUGCGCGGCAAAAAAUCCGUACAUUCCGCUCGUCACGGCCGGCGGUGCUCGAACUGGCGGCGCGGUACCGUGAGCUCAUGAAGCAGCUGGAGGCGCACCAGGCGAACAAGAGCGGUGACGCAGAAACUGUUGCCUCCGCUGAGGAGACGCUUUUCGCGGAGAUGUGUGAAAUCUGCCUCUGGGGCAAUGCCACGGACCUCUCGCUGCUCACCAACCUGACGUAUGAGGAUAUCCAGAAGCUUCAGGGUGCCGAGGCGCGCCGCAAGGCCGAGGCCAACAUCCUAGUGAACGAUCUGCCGACGGCCUACAAGACGCUCACGAAGGCGCGCGAUGCUGCGUCAGCGAGCAGCAGACAGCCAGGCAGCAGCAGCCCCGAGCGUCGCAUCGACAUUGUGCUUGACAACGCGGGCUUUGAGCUCUACGUCGACCUCAUCCUGGCAGGCUACCUGCUACGCGCAGGCCUGGCUACGGUUGUCGUGCUGCACCCCAAGAACAUCCCCUGGUUCGUUUCUGACGUGCUACCUAGCGACUUUGCAGCGCUUCUCAAUGCGCUGGCGAACCCGCAGCAUUUCUACGAGACACCCUCCGAAGAAGAGGAGCUGCAGGGCAAGCCGGCGCCGGAGAAACUGACGGACACCGAGAAGGCCGAUUUGUCCUUUUUGUUUGGCGAAUGGAGCCAGCUUUACGCCAACGGACAGAUGGUGCUGCGGCCCAACAUCUUCUGGACCCAGCCCGGCAGUUUCUGGCGGCUGCCCAAAGAGGCACCGGCGCUGUACGAGGACCUGAAGACGAGCGAGCUGGUCAUUUUCAAGGGCGACCUGAAUUACCGAAAGCUGACGAGCGAUGUCGACUGGGAAGCGACGACGCCGUUUGUCGAAGCCAUUGGUCCCCUGGGACCGGGUUCGGGCCUCAAUGUGCUGGCACUGCGGACGUGCAAGGCGGAUGUGGUCGUGGGCCUGCCGGCAGGCAAGGACGAGGAGCUUCGGAAGGCAGAUGGCGGCGGAGGCGACUCGGGUGCGCGUAGAUGGGCGUGGAACGGCAAGUGGGCAGUUGUGUCGUGCUCGCAAAGCAAGGGGGGGGAGGCCACAUCGGCAUAG
Sporothrix brasiliensis 5110 is the source of this 1494-nucleotide messenger RNA. RefSeq lists its product as uncharacterized. Gene Ontology annotation, biological process: DNA damage response. The record is from RefSeq and is a predicted model, not a curated record. Gene Ontology annotation, cellular component: nucleus; cytoplasm. Gene Ontology annotation, molecular function: phosphatase activity. Lineage: Eukaryota; Fungi; Ascomycota; Sordariomycetes; Ophiostomatales; Ophiostomataceae. The transcript has 5 exons. The coding region runs from base 1 to 1494 and encodes 497 amino acids.